Molecule: messenger RNA, 402 nt
Organism: Spinacia oleracea (spinach)
Lineage: Eukaryota; Viridiplantae; Streptophyta; Magnoliopsida; Caryophyllales; Amaranthaceae
Exons: 1
Coding region: 1-402 (133 amino acids)
Molecular function (GO): nucleic acid binding; RNA-DNA hybrid ribonuclease activity
Source: RefSeq, a predicted model, not a curated record
AUGGGUGUAGUUAUACGAAAUAGUGAUGGUGAGGUUUUAAGGGUGGGCUGUCAGCAAGCAAAGCAAGCACUUGAGCCAUCUAUAGUAGAAGCCAAGGCAAUAGUGUUUGGCUUACAGAUGGCUGUUCAAAUGUAUGCCAAACUGAUAGUGUUGGAGGGUGAUUGUCUAAAAGUGAUCAGCAAAUGCAAAAACAAGGAGCUUGAUGGGACCUAUUUGGGUGUGAUGAUCCGAGAAAUUUUAGCUCUUGCUAAUAAUUUUGAAGCUGUUAGUUUUGAGUAUGUAGUUAGAGAAGCUAAUGGGGUGGCUCAUGCCAUUGCUCACAUUACCCCUCUUGAUUAUAGUACAAGAGUUUGGGUGGGUGGGUGGGUGUCCAGUAGUGAUAGAAGAUGUUGUGGCGUCUGA